Molecule: messenger RNA, 3326 nt
Organism: Blepharisma stoltei
Lineage: Eukaryota; Ciliophora; Heterotrichea; Heterotrichida; Blepharismidae
Source: the annotation of a GenBank genome assembly
AUGGAAAACUUCCGCAAGUUGUGGUGGGCAGAAGAAAUCGAUUAUCUCUUCAAGCUUUUACUUUAUUUCAGCUAUGUUUUCGCUUUGGUUUCUAUCGCUACAAGAAUUUCAGAUGUGAUAUGAAAUUAUAAUACUCUCAUAGAAAACUUUGCUUAUAUUAUCACGCACUCGCUUGGAUGCAUGACACUGACAUUUUUCAGUGAUAAAGGCUGGAAAACAAAGAUGUUUGUAGCUUUCGCAGUUACCGAAGUUUAUAAUACAUGCUGUUUUCUUUCGAAACAAAUCAAUCAAGAUUACCCUUGCAUAUUUCAGUCGUUUUCUUUUAUUUUAAUUACUCAACUUCAAGUUCCUAUGGUAAGUAAUAAAUAUAUUUUGAAUUUAUUGCUGCUCAAGUAUGUUUAUAUGUGGUUUGUGCAUGAUAUGAUAUUUAAUUCAGCAGCAGCUAAUGUUAUUCAAUUCAAUACAAUCCUAUACUUUUUUGCUAUAAUUUCUGAUAGCGUCCAUGUGUAGGAUUCUGUUCCACACGCUGAAAAAUCUUUUGCAUGUGGAAGCAAGCCAAUAAGCAGGCUUCACAUGCUAAAAAUUUUUUCACGUGUGGAGCAGAAUCCCACACGUGGAACGCUAUAAGAAAUUAUAGCAAUAAAUUAUAGCAAUUUUGUUGAUGUGCAAUGUACAUAGUUACUACAAACGAAAAAUCUCAUAUGAGCGAUUUUUAUAUUUUAAAGAGCUAGAAGAGUCGAAAGACCGAUUUAAGGUUAUUUCUCAAGCAUUUUCUGAUGGAGUUCUUAUUUUAUCAGAAGCAAACACUAUUGAAUUUACCAAUGAAAAUAUUCUGACUUUGCUGCACUGCAGCCAAGACGAAAUUUACCGUGAGGUCUCGAAAUAUGAGUAUUGUCCUGAUAAAAAAGUCUCACUCCCCUCCGUGAGAAAACAAAACAUUUGGAAAAAUCCCUAUUUUUUGGGUAAAAACCCGCAUUCCGUGAGCGAACAAAAAUGCUUUAAAAAAAAACCCUCUGUGAGGGAACAACUCACGGAAGGGGAGUCAGGAUUUAAUACCUCAAAUUUCCUCAUUGAUGACAUUCACUAUGCCUUUCACCAUUUAGAUGCCACAGAAAUUACUCUUGGAAUCACUCAAUUAGGUACUAUUAAACUGGAAUGAAAAGCCAGAAAAAUCGCAUGAAAAAACCAUCAAGCUCUCUUUUUAACUGCAAGAAACGUAAACCAUAUAAUUGAGCUUGAAAAAAGAAUUGCUGACGACAACAUGAAAACUGUUUUAUUACGGUCUGUUUCUCAUGAACUAAGGACACCGCUGAACUCAAUCAAUUUUUUUGUAAAUGAGUUAAUUACUAAAGCAAUAGAUAAUAAAUCAGAAGACGAAAAAAAUAAGCUAAAAAUCAUUGCAAUUUCAUCGAAAUUGAUGCUUUCACUUAUUGACGAUUUACUUGACUACUCAAAAAUGUUGGCUGGAGUUUUUGCAGUAAAGAAAACUCCUUGCAACUUUAAUAAUUAAUACGAUGGUGGUGACGGAAUAUGUCCUGACGGAGGUCGCACUACUUUGGGCUUCAAAAUGAUUUUAUAGCUUAAACCAAGAUUCAAGCCCAUUAACUCUAACCCUUAGCAUUACCUUGAUCGUCCGUAUGAGGUGGGUAAACUUCGGGAGUCCAGUCCAAGUAUUAGUUAUCCGGAUGGUUUUGGGCUACAGGUCUUUUCCUCCCAGUUCCGAUAGACAGUAGUUCUUUAUUCCUGGGUAUUACUGAGCCUCAAGGUGGUCGACAGGGGGCAUUGGCUGACUUUGUCUCCACAGCACCCGCAAAGACGUACAGCAAGAGGAGGGGUCCUAAACCGUCGAAACUCAGGGAUGUCGAUGUCGCCCCAGGUCACGUGAGUAGACCGCCUUUGAGGAACUAGGCAAUUGGUUUCCUUCGUUAAGGUGGCGCAGGUGGUCACAAGCGUGCGGAAGCAUCAAAUCUGGAAUGCUUUAAACCCUUUUAAUUUUAAUCUUGCAACUUUAAAAAUAUCCUGAUGAAUGCAUAUGAACUCAUUAGUUUACAAGCGAGCAAAAAGAACUUAAGCUUGAAAGUUCGAAUUGACCCAGAAAUCCCUGAAACUCUUUAUACAGAUCCACUUAGACUGAGUCAGAUAAUUCUAAAUUUAUUAAGCAAUGCCUUGAAAUUUACUUUGAAAGGAUGAAUUGAAAUAAGCUGUGUUCUUUGCAAUAAAAAUAAAUUGAAAAUUUAUGUAGAAGACACAGGUAUCGGAAUGGCUGAAGAAGUCAGGCAUAGGCUUUUCACAGAGUUCAGCACGUCCUAUAUUCCUACUAUUAAUCCUCAAGGAAGUGGGCUUGGGCUUUGCAUCUCUAAUAUUUUAGUAAAAGUUCUAGGCGGAAAACCUAUAAAAGUUUCCUCUCAGUUAGGAAAAGGCUCUAUUUUUCAUUUUUCAAUAAAUAUUCAUCAAGAUAGUCAAGCCAACGAAAAAUAUGAAAAAGUUGUCACAGUUGACGAUGAACUCGUGGAUUUUAUUGAUAUGAAUAAAUAUAAAGAAAAAAGCUCUAAAAAAGCUUUAGAUGUGUUGAUUGUCGACGACAAUGAUUUUAAUAGGAUUGUUUUGGGCUCAAUUUUAGCCCAAUACAAUAUUAUGUAUGGAGAAGCUUGUGAUGGAAGAGAUGCUAUUAAUAAAAUUUUAUCUUAUGAGAAAAGAGAAAAAAUGUACAAAGUUGUUAUCAUGGACUGUAAUAUGCCAGAAAUUAGUGGCUUUGAAGCCACUCAGCUCCUUCCGGUCAUGGGGCUUGGUCAUGCUAUCCCGGAAGUAGGCGGACUGGGUCACCGUGCUUCACGUCGCCAGACUAGGGUUAGAGCUAAGGAUUAACUCGUUAGCUCUUGUCGGCUCCUGCCAUGCUCUCCAAAUUGGCACUAGCAGUCCCUAGAGGAAAAACCCUUUUUACCCCGUGUCCUAUCGGGACUAUCCUAGGAUCGUCGUUGCUGGACUGGGAGGGAAGCCUAGCCAGACACAAACUACCAGUACCCAUUCCAGACCUUUCCCUGGCGGAUUGGCUUCAGGCCGCAGCAAGGUCCCCAAUCUCGCCUCAGUUUCGGGAGAGGACGGGUCGGUGUCGCCAUUUUAUUUGUGUAGUGGCUUUGAAGCCACUAAAAAGAUUACUAAAAGCACAUAGCGAUGGAGAAAUUAAAAAAAUGCCUGCAAUUAUUGGGUAUUCAGCAUAUACCUCUGAUGAAGAUAAAAAUGCUUGCUUUGAGUGUGGAAUGACAGAUUACUUGACAAAGCCGUGCCCCCCAGAGAUUAUAAUAAAUACAGUGAGAAAGUAUUUGUAA